Salmo salar (Atlantic salmon) is the source of this 1360-nucleotide messenger RNA. RefSeq lists its product as uncharacterized. The record is from RefSeq and is a predicted model, not a curated record. Lineage: Eukaryota; Metazoa; Chordata; Actinopteri; Salmoniformes; Salmonidae.
CGCAUGGAACCGUGGAACAGGAAAAACAACAUUUUCUAGCAGCUACUCAGCUAGAUAACUAGCAAAAAUGUUGCCUAACAUAAAAUCAUUGAGAAUGUUGCUUAACAGGCGAUUAAAAGCGGCUGUCGACGAGCUAUUCGGGGCAGUUGAAACAACGAUAGCAGAGUACCAGCGAGAAUUAUGCCGUUCAAAAGAGGAGAAAGACCGAACGGUAGCAGAGUACCAGGAAAAAGUGUCCCGUUCGGAAGAAGAGAACGCCCGGCUGCAGAGGCUGCUGGAUGUCGUUCUUAAACCAGAAAUAAAGUUACAGAGACUAGAAGACCUCCAGCAGCUCACUCUCUCCGUCUCUGAAGAGGAGGUUCCCCCUGAGCAGCAGGAGUGUAGUCUGGGGCAGGAGGACCCUUCCCAGAUUAAAGAGGAACAGGAGGAACUAUGGGUCAUCAGUCAGAGACGAGAGCAGCUUCAAACGAUUGAUUAUGAUACUGAUUAUACUGAUGACUCUGCUGAUACAGAAGCCUUCAUAUCUACUGCCAGAGUAAAAGGUGACUGUAAUCAGAACCCAAGUCAGUCCUCACAUCUUUACCAAAUGUUAACCCAACGUGAAGAAAACACAGACAGGGAUGAGCUACCCAGCACCACAAUGCAAAUUGAACAGAUUAAAACAGAAAACGUCAGUAACAGUGACUCUCAGCCCCCAUCUGCAGUCAAUUCAGACUGGUCUGAAACUCAGAGUGAGAGUGGUGAAAGUGAUCGGAUGGAGAGUGAAGGACCUCCACUCAAGUCCAAGAGAACACAGACAGAAGUUGGACCAAGCUUCCAUGUCUGUACUAAAGUCAGAGAAUCCACAGAGUUGUCCCAUCUGAAAUCCCCUAUCCCCAGUAAUGCUGUUCGUCAUUGUAGAAUAUGUGCAAAACCUUUUAUCACCAUGACGUCUCUAGUGAUUCAUGCCCAUAGACAUAGACAGCUAUCUCGUUGUGGUAUCUGCGGAAGAACCUUUGAGUCUGUAGAAAGUUUGAAAGAACAUCUACAUUUUCAUGUUGCAAGUACAGGAUCACUUUCUUGUUACAUCUGUGGUAUAUGUUUCACAGAGGAUGAGGAGGUUUUGCUGGAAGAGCAUAUGAGCAAUCACAAACUGAAACUGGAUCGCUGUCUUGGGUGUAAGGAACGUUUCAAUUAGAGGUCGACCGAUUAUGAUUUUUCGACGCCGAUACCGAUUAUUGGACGGCCCAAAAAAAAGCCGAUACCGAUUAAUCGGACGUUUUUUUACAUUUUUUUUGUAAUAAUGACAAUUACAACAAUACUGAAUGAACACUUAUUUUAACUUAAUAUAAUACAUCAAUAAAAUCAAUUUAGCCUCAAA